Messenger RNA from Lactuca virosa, 1843 nucleotides. NCBI's taxonomy places the organism in Eukaryota, Viridiplantae, Streptophyta, Magnoliopsida, Asterales, Asteraceae. The record is from the annotation of a GenBank genome assembly.
CUCUCUAUUCUUUAAUUUGAUCGCCACAAAUCACCUCCGCCUGUCGCCGAUCGCCACCUUCACACCACCGCUGCAUUUCCCCCACCACCACCAAUCAACUCCGGGUUCAGAUAAUGAAAUUAGGAUUAGUGAUUUGUUGCUGAACUGAUUUGGUUGGAUUAUAGUUUAUACAUACACCAUAGAAAUAUGUUGAACAAAUUUAUGAAACGAGGGCAACGGAAGCCCUCGAAAUCUGAUACUGAUACUUAUGGGUUUACUCCUCCUGGAAACCGGAAUUCCGAGUCUGUUUCCACUUCCAAUGUUGUCGUAAAUCACGCAUCUCGUGGUGGUGCUCCUCCUGUCGCGAACAGUAUAGGUCAACAACAACAACAGACGCAAAGUGGAACAUCGAUUCCUCCUGCUCCAACUGGAACUAUUGAAUCCUUGCCGAUGUUUAGAGAUGUUCCAGUAUCGGAACGACAACAGUUGUUUCUCAGAAAGUGUCAGGUUUGCCGUUUCCAAUUUGAUUUCACAGACACUUUAAAAAUGGUUCGGGAGAAGGAGAUUAAAAGGCUGAACCUUGUGGAGCUUGUGGAUUAUGUCCAAUCCGGUUCUGGUAAAGUCACUGAGAGCAACCAAGAGGAGAUGAUUCAAAUGAUUUCAGUAAACAUCUUCAGGUGUUUACCACCGAGCUCCCAUGAACAUACAGGAACUGAAAACAUUGAAACAGAAGAAGAAGAACCUUAUCUCGAUCCAUCAUGGUCACAUCUCCAACUUGUUUACGAGCUUCUUUUAAGGUAUGUUGUAUCAUCAGACACUGAUGCCAAAGUUGCAAAGCGUUACAUCAAUCAUUCCUUUGUUUUAAAGUUACUCGACAUGUUUGAUUCUGAAGAUCCACGUGAACGUGAGUAUCUAAAAACAAUCCUACACCGAAUCUAUGGCAAGUUUAUGGUUCAUCGCCCGUUUAUCAGGAAAGCAAUCAAUAACAUCUUUUACAGAUUCAUCUAUGAAACACAAAGGCAUAAUGGAAUUGGUGAGUUGUUGGAAAUACUUGGGAGUAUAAUAAAUGGAUUUGCAUUACCAAUGAAAGAGGAGCACAAGUUGUUUCUUGUUAGGGCACUUAUACCUCUCCAUAAACCUAAGUCAAUUGCUAUGUAUCAUCAACAACUUUCCUACUGUAUUACUCAGUUUGUAGAAAAGGAUAAUAAGUUAGCAGAUACUGUUAUAAGGGGUUUGCUUAAAUAUUGGCCUAUUACUAAUUGUCAAAAGGAGACUCUUUUUCUUGGAGAACUUGAAGAGGUUUUGGAAGCUACACAAGCUGCAGAGUUUCAGAGAUGUAUGAUUCCUCUUUUUAGACAAAUAGCUCGGUGUCUUAAUAGCCCUCAUUUUCAGACAGCAGAGAGAGCUUUGUUUCUGUGGAACAAUGAGCAUAUUGUGAGCUUAAUUGCUCAAAACAGAAACACAAUCUUACCAAUUGUGUUUGAAGCUUUGGAAAACAACGUUCAAUCUCAUUGGAAUCAAGCUGUUCAUGGAUUAACAGUGAAUGUGCGCAAAAUGUUUCAAGAAAUGGAUUUCAAAUUGUUUGAAGAAUGCCAAAAACAGUUUGCUGAAAAACAGGCAAAUUCUCAGCAAGCAGAAGAACAGCGUCAAAUAACAUGGCAAAAGAUAGUGGAUGCUGCUGCUGGUGGGACCCACCAAAUACACUAACAAGUAACAAGUAACAAAUCUUUGUUUGUUGAUGAUGUGUUUGUUUGUUUGUUUGUUCUACGGUUUAUGUGGUUAAACAUCAAAAGAUUAUUUUGCUAAAGGAAUGGUGUAAUUCUAGACAGCAUAUUAAUAUAUACUUUUUUUUUUCUUUGAACAA